AUGGCUCUAAAUCCCAAACUCAAAGUUCAAGUCUUCAACCACUUGGAGCUUAGUCAUCAGCCUAAUCUUCCGUUAUCGAUUGCUCGUUUGAUGGAUAUAAAAGAUGGAUUGAAAAAAAUAUAUACGGAGUAUAUACAAGACAAAAAAGAGGAAGAGAAGAAACGGAACAAAAAGGUGGAAGAAGAGAGGAUGACGGCGAGCUCGGUUGACACUGCAGGUUCAGCAGACGAGCAGCCUCUGCCCUCGCCCCUGUCGCCGUCGACGUCGAUGAGCUCACCAUCUCCAGGCGAAGAAGCGGGCAGGCUGGCGGACAUGGCCUCGAACGGGCUGGACGACGUCUUUGGCUCGUCUCCGCCACGAACAGCAGCAGAAACGACGGCAGCAUCGGCUGCAGACGAAGAUGGGGACAUGCUUGGUAGAAGGGCUGGUGAGGACACGGUGCCGUCUCUCGCUGAGCCAUCGGAUCUACCCUCGCUGCGGCGACAGCAUGUCACAGCCGGGUACCGCGACGGGGUGACGGCGGCCAAGGGCGAGCAUGUGCAGCGGGGGUUCGACAAAGGCUACCCCGUUGGAGCAGAGCUGGGAGUCCGAGUGGGAAUAGUGUUGGGCGUGCUAGAAGGCCUGGUUAAGGCGCUGUCUAGUAGUGGUGGUGGUAGUGAAAAAGAAGCAGAGGAUAAGGACAGCCGGGCUGCCAGCCGGGCCAGGGUGACGGCGCUCUUCGAAACGGCAAAGAGGGAGCUGGUGCUGGAACGGAUCUUUAGUCUGGAGGAGCAAGGAACGGUAAAGGAAGUGGAAAGGGGGGAAGAGGGCGAGGGAGAGGACCGUGGUAAUCCCUAUAGCCGACUGGGACAAGCUGGGGACACGGCCGUUACACGGUGGGAAGAUAGGGUCCGGAUAUUGCUUGCUGAGCUACGCUGA
Messenger RNA from Trichophyton benhamiae CBS 112371, 918 nucleotides. RefSeq names its product essential protein Yae1, putative. The record is from RefSeq and is a predicted model, not a curated record. Lineage: Eukaryota; Fungi; Ascomycota; Eurotiomycetes; Onygenales; Arthrodermataceae. The transcript has a single exon. Bases 1 to 918 code for a protein of 305 amino acids.